AUGUUCUCUCUUAGAAGAAAUAUUUCAAAUCUAAUAAAGGUCUCUGGAAGACAAACAGCUUUGAUUAGACCAGCAAAGUUUGCUCUUUUGAAGCCUUUGCCAGUAGCAUUCAGAAAUUAUGCGACUGAAAAAAAAGACGAAAAGUUUCAGUCCAUUUUGAACGAUGAUUUGUUAGCUCAAGCAGGGGUGGACUUGGAUGCUGAAAACUCCAAGUCUCAAGAAAAAAAGCCAAGCUCUGACUCGGAAAUUCAUUACUCUAAACCUAAGGGCAGAAAGAACAUUUCAUCUAUUGACCAAAGGAGAGAACAAAGAGCAAAGUACGCCUAUUUUGCAACUUAUCUAGCUUUGUUGGGAGGAGUCGUCUACAUGGCUAGAGACUGGGAUGAAACCGAGCCUCAGUACAAGGCUGAGGAGAAUGGAUACACUCCCCUAUUAAUGUGGAACCGUUUUUACGCUCGUUUCAACGAAUUGUCGAACUUUUUCACCGAGCCUGCCUUUGACGAUCUUCUUCCCCCACCUCCUCCUGAGCCUUACAGAAGACCUCUAACUUUAGUAUUGACUUUGGACGAUUUGUUGAUUCAUUCAGACUGGAACCCAAAGACUGGUUGGAAAACGGCCAAGAGACCAGGUUUGGACUACUUUUUGUGCUACUUGUCCCAAUACUACGAAAUUGUUUGUUUUAGUUCAACUUCUAACAGCAAUCUGAUUAUUGAGAAAAUCGACCCUUACAGAGCAUACUUCUCCUAUGAUCUUCCCAGAGAGGCUGGUCGUAUAAAGGAUGGAAAAUUGAUCAAAGAUCUCUCUUUGUUAAACAGAGACUUGGGAAAGACUGUCAUUAUUGAUGUCGAUCCAGACUGCUAUUCUCUGCAACCCGAGAACGCCAUCCCUAUGGAAAAAUGGGAUGGUAAGCGUGAUGACAAGUUGGUUCGCCUUAUCCCAUUCUUGGAGUAUCUGGCUACUCAACCAAUUAAAGAUGUCAGACCAGUUCUGAGCUCAUAUGGUGACAAGAAAGAUAUUCCCGAAGAGUUUGCCCGUAGAGAAGCCGUUUUGAGGAAAAAAUGGGACGAAGAUUGGGAGCAAAAGAACAAACAUUUAAAUGCUAACAACCUAGCUGCUAAACUAUUGGGCGCUCCCUCUGUAAACGCCAAACCAAAAAUGCCUUUAGAUAUUAUCAGAGAGGCUGGGCAACAACAAUAUCUUCAAACUGUGAAAUUCAUCAAGGAACACGGUGAAAAGGCUUUAGAAGAGAACAACAAGUUGAUGGCUCAACAGAAGUUUACCUUGGAGAAAAUUGUUACUGAGGGUUUACCUAAGCCGGAAGACAUUGCUAGGCAACAACAGGAAUUACAACAACAACAACAACAACAACAGUAA
This is a messenger RNA of Komagataella phaffii GS115, 1374 nucleotides long. Its product is annotated as Constituent of the mitochondrial inner membrane presequence translocase (TIM23 complex). Gene Ontology annotation, molecular function: phosphoprotein phosphatase activity. The coding region runs from base 1 to 1374 and encodes 457 amino acids. The record is from RefSeq and is a predicted model, not a curated record. NCBI's taxonomy places the organism in Eukaryota, Fungi, Ascomycota, Pichiomycetes, Pichiales, Pichiaceae. The transcript has a single exon.